AUGGAAACAGCACGGCUCAGCGAUUAUCGCUGUGAUUUUGUCCACCAUUAUACUGCUCUUUCAUAUGUUUGGGGAUCGUCCACGGAGAAGGGAGAAAUCAUCGUUAACGGCUGUACGAUGAUUAUCAGCGCCAGCCUCAAGACAAUACUACGGAACGUCCGGGAUUCGAGUCACGCAAUACGACUUUGGGUUGAUGCGAUAUGUAUCAAUCAGAAAGACAAUGGAGAAAGAUCGGAUCAAGUUGGCCAGAUGCGUGAUAUCUACCAGGGCGCACGACGAACAAUUAUCUAUUUGGGAGACUCUAAUGAGCAGAUUACAGCUGCAUUUGGAGCAUUACCACAUGACAUCAAGAUCCAAUCGCAUACCACGGGUCAUCUUCGAUCUGCCGCCGGCGAUAAACGGCGGCUGGUGCACAUUGAAGUCUGGAAGAACCAAAUCUUCAAUCGCUCCUGGUUCUCUAGAAUAUGGGUAUUCCAGGAGCUCCUUUUGUCCACUGAUCCGUGGGUUCAAUGUGGGAUCCAUCGAAUCACUUGGAAUUCUCUCUGGCUUAUCUUUCAUGUUAUAUUUGGUGAUGGAGAUACGACAAGUUUGGGGUCGUCGGGUGCAUUGAGAAGCAUGACAAGUGGUGAUCUUGCACUUGUCGACCAGAUGAAUACCGCGCGAGUUAGGAUGCGGGCCUACCAAAACUCUCUGUUCUCCCGACAUCAUAACACAACUCCUACCCUUACACUUCUAGAUUGCCUGAUCAUUCGGCGCGGCCUUGGUGUAACGGAUGGAAGAGAUAUGAUUUACGGACAUCUCGGUGUUAUUCCAGACUCUCAACACGAUGGUCUCAAAGUGCCAACGAUCUCGCCAAAUUAUGACAUCGAUUACCACGAUGUUCUUAUUGGCGCAACAUUUGACAUUAUUCAAGCCUCGAACAGUCUUAAAAUUCUUGUCCACACUGACGACAAAGAAACAGAAUAUCUUCCCUCAUGGGUGACUGAUUGGACGAAAGAGUCGAAAUAUCAAAGUCGAGAGAUUCCUGCUGACCUACUCAAGUUACAAUGGUUCAUUUCAUCAUUAAAUCUUCCGCAGCGCCAUAUCAAGUGGGAGCCACAAAGCAUACCUGCAUUAAAGCUUCAAGGGAUCUUUUUAGGCUACGUGUCUGAGGUUGGCUCUAAAAUCCUUUAUUCCGAGAGUAGAGGCUUGAGGAAUCCCCAAUGGGUUGAGACCACUGAGCAUGAUACAUUCGACUACGUCUCCUGGCAAUGGAAACGGCGAGAAAAGGAAGAUAAGCUGAAAAUAAUUAAUUUAGCACGAGACAGAUGUAGUUCUCGUGCUGGUCUGUCUAGCUCGGUUAACGUUUCCAUCGUACUGGAAAAGUUGAUAGGGUUCUUAUUUGAUUCUUCAAUACGCGAACCCUUAGUGCCCACGUCCGAUUUCGAUACUCUGGAAAUCAUUGCUGCUUUGGCACUCAGUGGAAUAUGCUAUAGGCAUAUCCCUGACAGAUAUAACUGUUCACUGCUCUCACAUAAUUUCUUCUCAGCUAUCAACACAAUUCACGAUUUCAUUCGUACUGACCAGUUGCGGUUUUUGAAUGGGAGAAGGCUAGCCAUGGUUUCUUGUCACGAUGAUCCGAAUGUUGACACUAUGGUAGUUGUGCCAGAAUCAACACAGGUCGGUGAUUCCGUGUACUACCUAGGCGAUGAUUCGCCAACAUAUGUACUUAGAGAAGUACAAUCCGAACACUUGUCAAAUGUCUAUAGACUUAUCGGAAUGUGUUAUAGCAAUUUUGACUUUCUCUUUGUACUUCAAGAUAGACUAGAGAAAGAAUAUGAAUAUUUAACUAUAGUCUAG
Glarea lozoyensis ATCC 20868 is the source of this 1839-nucleotide messenger RNA. RefSeq lists its product as uncharacterized. The transcript has a single exon. The record is from RefSeq and is a predicted model, not a curated record. Lineage: Eukaryota; Fungi; Ascomycota; Leotiomycetes; Helotiales; Helotiaceae. Bases 1 to 1839 code for a protein of 612 amino acids.